CUCCCAGCACUGUCGGGCACACUCUUCGGCCGACACCUGACUGAUCGUGGUGAACUGCUGGCGGUCGAUGACACGCUGGUUCUUCAUCUUCUUGAAGUCGUACAGCACCUUCCUCAUUCGGACUUCUAUCCAAACGGUACUAUCAGGACGUACCUGUACGCUACAUCAAUCGUACAACUCCUCUGGGAUACAGCUCGGAAGUUUAACGUCAGUCAGAGGACUACCAUUCCCCCGGUCAACAUUUGGGGGAUCCGACUGCCUAACGGCACCUGGACCGGCUUCCUCGGAGAACUUCAGAGAAACGAAAGCGACGUGGCAUUCACGCUGUUCACGCCGACUGUCGAGCGGAACGUGUUGGCCGAGGCGAGCGACCCCGUCGGUUACGAGGAACUGGUCAUCCUGGGAGGCUUCAGCGAAGACGCUGCGCACCAGAUUAGCAUCACCGGCUCAUUCACAGUGUUCGGGAUGGAGGUUUGGUUGACGCUGCUUGGCUCUCUCGUCGUACUGGCUGUGGUCGCAUCCCUGGCGCCCAAUUUGGAGCACGGGUUCCUGUUCGAGUUCAAGAACAACAUGUUCCGACUAUUGGCCAUCAUAUUCAUGGAGUGCAACCCACGGACGCCUCGUCAGUCCUCGGCGCGCAUUGUGAUCGCCUUCUGGUGGCUGGCGAUGCUGGUGCUCACCAACUUUUUCACCGGCGAGAUGAAGGCGGCCCUGACUGUGCGUCAACCGAGCGGUCACCGUGUCGACUCGGCCGCGCAGCUGGCCGCCCGCGUUGACAUGAACGCGUACACGAUGCGUGGCACCCUCUAUCACCUGGUUCUGGCCCACUCGCCAAGGGAGCACGACCAGCAGGUGGCGCGCAAGCUGACGCCGAGCUUCCGGGUCCCCUACCGACGGCUGUACUCGCCGGACGUGCUGGACGAAGUAGCCAACGGCAAGGCGGUCAUAAUCGCCGAUCGUACCUCGGCCAUCUACCAGAUGUCCCGGGCUUGCCACAGCUACCCGAGCCACGAGUUCUACUUCGGCCGCGAGCGGCUCUUCUCGCAUAUGCAGGUCAUCUACUACCGCCGUCUCCGCGAGCCCACACUGAUGAACGUGGUGAAACAGUGGAACAAGAGGAUGAACUGGCUGACCGAAGCGGGCUUGCUUCGCAAAUGGCACGAGGACACCGAGUCCCUGGCCGGAGAGUUCUCGCGCUGCCCCAAGAUCCGGAUGGGCGAGGCGGAGCAGCUGGACUUCGAGCACCACCAACCCAUGUUCGCCCUCGUCCUGGCCGGACACGCACUCGCCUUGGUCGCUCUCCUGGCUGAGAUGCUGCUGGCCUGGCGCGUCGCAGCGCCCUCUGGAGCCUCACGUAGCCCCGCGCACUUACCUGCCGCAUACGCGCGAAGGAUUAUCAUUAGGGAGAGCGCCUAA
Molecule: messenger RNA, 1416 nt
Organism: Dermacentor silvarum
Lineage: Eukaryota; Metazoa; Arthropoda; Arachnida; Ixodida; Ixodidae
Exons: 8
Coding region: 466-1416 (316 amino acids)
Cellular component (GO): membrane
Molecular function (GO): ligand-gated monoatomic ion channel activity
Source: RefSeq, a predicted model, not a curated record